Molecule: messenger RNA, 2279 nt
Organism: Panonychus citri (citrus red mite)
Lineage: Eukaryota; Metazoa; Arthropoda; Arachnida; Trombidiformes; Tetranychidae
Product: E3 ubiquitin-protein ligase COP1-like
Biological process (GO): proteasome-mediated ubiquitin-dependent protein catabolic process
Molecular function (GO): protein binding; ubiquitin protein ligase activity
Source: RefSeq, a predicted model, not a curated record
UUUUUUUUCUUUUAUUUUUGUUUACCUUUUAAUCAUCGGUUUAAAUUGUGAUCAACAAAUUACAAUUUCUAUGGAUAAAUUGUCCCUUUCCAUUUGAAUUUUACGUUUAAUUAAUUUAUUCGGGUGUGGAUGUUACCAUAUCUUCACUUUGUCUUAUAGUCUUUUAAGUUUAGAUUUUAAAAGAAUUUUUAAAAGCUCUAUAAUGUUUCAUCUUACCUGAGGAUUAAUUAUUGUUCGUUAUGGCGGCACAACAAGGAAAAAGAAAACGUUCCCAACCCGUUGAAACAAAUGGAUCUACCAGCUCAGGUUUUAGUAGCUCAUUUGGUUUACUUGAUUGUUUAGAGGAUCAAACAAAUGAGUUUAAAUGUCCAAUUUGUUUUGAGAUAAUUGAAGAUGCUCAAGUAACCGAAUGUGGUCAUACAUUUUGUGCAAAGUGUAUCUCUCAAUCAUUGGAGUCAAAGAAUCGAUGCCCUACCUGUAGUCAUGAAAUUGAUAAAGUUUUUCCUAAUUUUAUGCUCAAUGAUAUGAUCACAAAGAAAAAGAAAAAUAUUCUUACCAAAAAGUGUAGUUCCAAUCCAGAAUCUUCCAAAGCUUUAGCUGAAUGGCAACAAUUGGUCGCAAUUAAAGCAAAUAGUCUGAAUCAGAAUGAUAUUGAUCUCCUGUUGGUAGCAUUAAAAGAAAAGAAGAAAGAAUUUGAAAAAUCAUCCAAGGCCCUACAAACGGAACUACUUAGAGGUUUUCUCAAUCAAGCUCGAAAAUACAAACAAGAACAAAUCGCCAUCAUGGUUAACGACUUAAAAUAAUUGAACAAGAUGCUGCUAGAUUACAAAAGACAACAGUCUCAACCUUCAUCUGGUCAAAAUCUUAAUCAACAAUCAACACCAAGUGAACUCAAUAAAUCGCGAAUUAGAUGUUCAAUUGGUGAUGAAUUGAAAACCAUAGACAAACACAUUGAAAGUGGAUCAAUUAAUUCAACGUUAACUAAUAGAUGGAGAAAAGUUCGACAUCAUUUUGAAGAUUUACUCCAAUGUUACCUUAAUAGUCGUAAAAAUGUUUUCGGUACAUCAAAUUUAGAUGACGGAUCUAAAUCAGCUGAUGAGCUUGAAGAAUUUAGAGAAACACUAAAUAAGAUAACCUGUUGUAACAAUUUAAAAACAUUAUCAACCCUUUGUUAUACCAGUGAUCCAAUUAACGAGCCAAGUAUCGUGUCGAGUAUUGAAUUUGAUAAAGAUAAUGAAAUUUUCGCCACCGCUGGUGUAACCAAAAUAAUCACUUUUGAUUAUUCAACGGUAAUACAAGAUUCGUUGACAAUUAAUUAUCCAAUUGCUGUGAUGGAAUGUAAAUCAAAGAUUAGUUGUGUCUCUUGGUCAUCUUAUUAUAAAAGUUCAAUGGCAACGAGUGAUUAUGAAGGUGCUGUCACAAUUUGGGACGUUUUCACUAAGCAAAAGAUCAAUUGUUUCCAGGAGCACGAGAGACGCUGUUGGAGUGUCGAUUUUAAUAAAAUUGAUACUCAUUUAAUUACUUCUGGUUCCGAUGAUGGGACAGUUAAAUUGUGGUCAUUGAAUAUGGACUCAUCGGUGGCCACGUUAAAAGCAUCGGCCAACGUUUGUUGUGUCAAGUUUAAUCCUCGAUCUCGAUAUCAUGUUGCUUUCGCUUCAGCUGAUCAUUGUGCUUAUUAUUAUGAUCUUCGUAAUACUAAAACACCAGAGGCCGUUUUUAAAGAUCAUCGUAAAGCCGUUUCAUAUGUUCAAUUUUUAAACUGGGACGAAAUCAUAUCAGCAUCAACUGACAGUCAAUUGAAAAUGUGGAACACGAAUAGGAAUCAAUGUUUACGAACUUUCAAAGGACAUUUGAAUGAGAAAAAUUUCGUGGGUCUGGCCACCGAUGGAGAUUAUAUAUCAUGUGGCAGUGAGAACAAUUCCCUGUUUCUGUAUUAUAAAGGAUUUUCUAAGCCAAUUCUGAUUUACUCUUUCGAUUCUGAUAAAGUUGUCCAUCCUUUUCAACUCAAGGACCGAGUUAAAAAAGAUAAUUACGUUUGUGACUUCGUUAGUGCAAUUUGCUGGAAAGGCGGAGAAAAUGUGAUAAUUGCUGCUAAUAGUCAAGGAAUCAUAAAGGUCUUGGAGUUGGUAUCGAUCUGAUUUGAUUUUUACUAUCGCCUUCAUUUCCAACCACCAAAUAAAAUAAUCAGUCGCCACAAUGAUAUACUAUUUACCUAAAAUGUAUCCAAAAUCAUGAAGCUUGACAGUUUUCUAUUAAAUAAUACUGGAAACCAACAUGAA